Bactrocera neohumeralis is the source of this 1794-nucleotide messenger RNA. RefSeq lists its product as uncharacterized. Gene Ontology annotation, biological process: protein export from nucleus. The record is from RefSeq and is a predicted model, not a curated record. Bases 1 to 1794 code for a protein of 597 amino acids. The transcript has a single exon. Gene Ontology annotation, cellular component: cytoplasm; nuclear pore. NCBI's taxonomy places the organism in Eukaryota, Metazoa, Arthropoda, Insecta, Diptera, Tephritidae. Gene Ontology annotation, molecular function: nuclear export signal receptor activity.
AUGAAGAUCUACUUUCUCUCCCUCCUCCUACUGGACGGGCUUGUUGUCGAGUUCAGCAAGUACGACUCCGCCAAGGCGCACACGUACCUGAACUUUGCCGCCCAUCGGCGUUGCAGCAACAACUUUCGUGACGAGUGUAUGCUGGGCAUCUUUCAGACCGCGCUGAAACAACUUGAGGUCCUCACGGAGAAGGGCUUCAUCGCGGAGGUGGUGGAACUGACGAAGGACUGCCUGACCUACGACUUUAUGGCCAUCAUGGUGGACGAGACCGAGGACGCCCUCUCCGCGCAGUUUCCAACCCCAUGGAAGGAGAUUCUGCUGAUGCCUCAUACGCAGGAUGUCUUGUGGGGUCAGCACCGGGCCCUGCCCUAUCCCCACUGCGAGGUUCUUCUCACUGGCCUGGCCAGCCUCUGCGGCGUCCGUCGCACCUUUUUCGAAACUCAAGAGGACCGCACCGCCUACAUUGACGAGGCACUGAGCCGUCUCGUCGAGAUCCUGGCAAAUCCGCCGCCCGACUACCGGCUCACCGUCCCGCAUUACGUGAACAGCUUUGCAGAGGCUUGCACGCGGCUCAUCGCACCCUUUGGCUAUCGCGAUUUGCACGUCAGCAACGUCUUUCUGACGUGGGUGAAGCAUCUGUAUGCGCUCUCGCAGCAGGUCUUCGCUACACCGUUUGGGCAAAGCGGCUCCUUCACAACGGCUACCACUAUGAUGAACUUCUGGGCACGCCUGUGCACCUCGCGGCGCAUGUACGCUGGCAUCGAUGAGCCUCCUAGUGACAUUGAGCUGCUGGUACCGUCCCUGGUGAUGGACAUCUUCCGCUCCCGUGUACACGCCCCGAAAAGCGGGGGAGACGGCAAGUCCGAGGGAGCGAGCGGCACCGCCAGCUGCACGCCGCCGCAAGGCGGGAACGAAGACUCUGCCCUGAUCGAGACCCUGAUGGAUGACAUGGAUGGCGCCAUGGAAGCGGUGCUGAGCCAGGCGGAAUCCCUCGGCAGCAUCGCCGUGGCGAACGAACGCGAGACUAUGGCCGCACUCGCUGCAUACGCACAGCAGCAGCUUGGCCCAGCGGUGCUGAGCAGCCCGCUGUCCUCGGGGUGGCUGUUCUUCUUGGCGGGAAGUCUCGUUCGGCAGGUGUUGAAUAACCUCAACGACGACGCCGUGGACAGCUGCUGUGACUUCUUUAUGUUUUGCGUUGAUUGCGUCAAUCACCGCCGUCUCACGGGCGGCACCAUUGUCAACAUCAGCCACGACUCCGCGGUCAACACCACGUUAGGGAACUUUGUAGAGAAGGGCAUUCUUCACCUGCUCGCGCACAUGCAGCAUGUUUUGGGUGAGAGCCGGCAGAACUCCUCUACCGGUCGUAUUCUGGUGAAUUUGUUCCAGUCACGUGCACGACUCUUUCAGUUUGUGCUUGAUAACACGGGAGGGAACAUGCUACGCAGCCCGCAAGGGACCGCCGAUGAAGAAACGGCUGAAAUCAUGCGGGCGUCUAUUGACAUCAUCGACGACGCGGUUCGCGAGGUGCCCUCCUCCGUUCUUGCGGAGGUUUCCUUUGACCUGCCACCGGUCGUACAGCUUCCCCUCGCACAGAGCAUCAGCACGUACAAGCUGCGGACGCAGAUGUAUCACAUACUAUGGCCACUGAACGUUGUGAGCCGUGGCCCUGCAGCUGGACUGGCGGCUACGACAGCGAUGGCCACGCUGACAGCGGCGGCAGUGACAAGAAAUACACCACCGAGGUCCUGCAGCGCUUUUUGCGGCCGAUUACCUUGUGCAUGCGAACGACCAUGA